Messenger RNA from Sarcophilus harrisii (Tasmanian devil), 1261 nucleotides. Its product is annotated as olfactory receptor 10AC1-like. The record is from RefSeq and is a predicted model, not a curated record. The transcript has a single exon. The coding region runs from base 23 to 988 and encodes 321 amino acids. Gene Ontology annotation, cellular component: membrane. NCBI's taxonomy places the organism in Eukaryota, Metazoa, Chordata, Mammalia, Dasyuromorphia, Dasyuridae. Gene Ontology annotation, molecular function: olfactory receptor activity; G protein-coupled receptor activity. Gene Ontology annotation, biological process: G protein-coupled receptor signaling pathway.
CCUCUAUUACCAGUUGCAGAACAUGGAGGGUGCAUGGAAUGGCACAGAAAUGCCUCCUGGCUUCUAUCUGCAAGGCUUCUCUGAAUUUCCUCGCCUACAGCCUUUCCUCUUUGUGCUUCUGUUAAUCAUACACCUGGCCACCCUGAGUGGAAACCUGAUCAUCCUCGUGUCUGUGGCCUCAGUGGCCACUCGCCCCCCAAUGCUGCUCUUCCUGUGCCAGCUGUCAGCUAUCGAGCUCUGCUACACACUGGUAGUCGUGCCCCGCUGCCUGGCCGACCUGGCCAGGGCCCAGGAAAGGGGCAGCCCCAUCUCCUUUGUGGGCUGUGCAGUGCAAAUGCAGAUGUUUGUGGCCCUUGGAGGAGCCGAGUGCUUCCUGCUGGCAGCCAUGGCCUAUGACCGCUAUGUGGCCAUCUGCCACCCUCUACGUUACCCUGUCUUGAUGACUUCAGGACUCUGUGGGAAGCUGGCUAUAAGCUGCUGUCUGGGGGGACUGGUGGUCUCCCUGUUUCUCACAGCAGCUAUCUUCCGGAUGCCUUUUUGUGGCUCUCACCUGUUGAUUCACUUCUUCUGUGAUGUCACUGCCCUUCUGCACCUUGCCUGUACCAGGAGCUACGUGGAGGAACUCCCCUUCCUUGGGGCGUGCAUUAUCUUAUUAUUGGUGCCCUCUUUCCUGAUCCUGACUUCCUACGGUGCCAUCGUAGGUGCCCUGCGCCGUCUGCAUUCAUCUGGGGGCCGCAGGAAGGCGGCAUCCACGUGCAUCUCCCACCUGGCAGUUACCCUGCUGCACUAUGGCUGUGCUACCUUCAUGUAUGCCCGGCCCAAGACCAGCUAUGCCCCGAAGCGGGAUCGGACACUUGCACUUGUCUAUACUAAUGUGACACCUCUCCUCUACCCACUCAUCUACAGUUUCCGCAAUCGAGAAGUCACCACAGCCAUACACAAGGUACUGAGUUUGAAAGGAGAUGGCCACUCCUUGGUGACUGGGUGACCUAUGUCCUCCCAAUCUAAGGAGAAGCAAUGGAUCCUGGAGUGGGGGAGAUGAAGACAUUGUCCCUCUUCCAGUCUUGCUCUCUCAUUUAGGCAACAGCACCUAGUGUUCAGGACUGGGAAAGGAAUGGACUCAAUUCUCCCUUCCCAGAAAAUUUACUGCUGAAUGAUGGAGAAAACCCAGUCCCUAAGAUUUCUCCUUACAUUAAAGAAAUAGCACACACACACACACACACAAGAAAUACUUAAAAGUCUAAAAUGUGCAAAUGACUUA